This is a messenger RNA of Camellia sinensis, 1200 nucleotides long. NCBI's taxonomy places the organism in Eukaryota, Viridiplantae, Streptophyta, Magnoliopsida, Ericales, Theaceae. The record is from RefSeq and is a predicted model, not a curated record.
AUGGGUCAUUACGCCACUGCUCUUUCUCUGAUUCAUAACAAGUUGCAACAGCUCCAAGGCAUUCAGGUCAAUUUCUACACCUUCAACAUUGCUAUUAACUGUUACUGCCACCUUAAUCGAGUCGAUUUUGGGUUGUCUCUUUUGGGUACCCUCUUCAAACGCGGUUAUACACCUGAUGUAACUACCAUCAACGCUCUAAUUAAUGGACUUAUUUUGCAAGAUAAAACUCCUCAAGCUGUGGAGUUAUUUAAGAAAUUAAUGAGAACUAGAGAAAUUGAACCCAAUGUGGUUAUGUAUGGAACCAUUGUUAAUGGGCUUUGCAGAACGGGGAACACUAUCAGGGCUGUUAGUUUGCUUAGGAUAAUGGAAAAGGGAAGUUGUAAACCUAACACCAUAGUGUAUAGCAUGAUCAUUGACGGUCUUUGCAAGGAUAGAAUGGCGGAUGAUGCACUCAAACUCUUUUUUAAAAUGAAAGAAGAAGGCAUUCGUCCAGAUGUUGUCACUUAUACUUCUUUGAUUGAUGGCCUGUGUAGUUUUGGUCGGUGGACAGAGGCUUUCGGAAUGUUAAGAGAAAUGCUUGGUAGCGGUAUUUCUCCAAAUAUUUGUACAUUUAAUGUGUUGGUGGAUGCACAUACUAAGGAGGGGAUGGCGAAAGAGGCAGAGGAGGUACUUGAAGUCAUGAUACAAAGAGGUGUGGAUCCUAAUGUAGUCACAUACAAUACUCUAAUGGAUGGAUACUGUUUGCAAGGUCGGAUGGACGAAGCAAUUAGAGUGUUCAAUACCAUGGUGGAUAGGGGCCUUCACCCCAAUGUUUUUAGCUAUAACAUUCUAAUCAAUGGAUAUUGCAAGAAAAUGAAAAUAGAUGAGGCCAAGCAUCUCUUUCGAGAAUUGCCUCAAAGGGGUUUGAAACCCGACAAUGCAACUUUUAGUGCUAUGUUACGGGGUUUGUUUCAAAUAGGUAGAUGUGGAGUUGCUCAAAAACUUUUUAAUGAUAUGCAAGCUGCAGGCAUAAUUCCAGAUUCUCAAACUUAUGGUAUCUUAUUGGAUGGGUUGUGCAAAAAUGGGCACAUUUCUGAAGCAUUGUCAAUAUUCUUAUUGAUGCAUUCUGCAAGGAUAAAUAGCUUGAUACUGCAAGGGCCCUUUUCAGUAACCUUUCUUCCAAGGGUUUAUAACCUGAUGCUAAGACAUACACUACAAUGA